Brachypodium distachyon (stiff brome) is the source of this 1556-nucleotide messenger RNA. RefSeq lists its product as uncharacterized. The record is from RefSeq and is a predicted model, not a curated record. The coding region runs from base 379 to 1278 and encodes 299 amino acids. The transcript has 9 exons. Lineage: Eukaryota; Viridiplantae; Streptophyta; Magnoliopsida; Poales; Poaceae.
CUGGAGCCUCGACCUGAUGAGCAAAGCUUGAAGGGCGCCCAGUGACCGAGACGACCCCGACGAAAGCAGGCAGCUCCCAGGAGCCGGAGAGAUGCGCAGCGAGGUAUAACCACCUGACAACGUAUCCGGUGGAAGAGUGCUCAGUUCAGGAGUCGCCGGCGAAAACGAAGGAACAACUGCAAUAGCAAGAGCCUUGUUUAUUUCCACAAUAACAGUACUGGCUGAGGAGACCAGUAACAAGCCCGUGGAAGCAAUUGACUUGAUCUUGCAUAUGGUCUUUGAAUAGGACCGACCACUUGCGGAGAGGUAAUCUCAACGGUUCCCUCCGCGCACCACUGCAAGUCUGCAACGCGACGAGGCUGCGGGCUGGAGCAGCGGAUGGCUGGCAGCGCGGAGCCUGCCAUGGACGAACCCGCCGGCCACCAGGGGUCGCGUCCGCCGUGGCGUCGCACUGUGGCCAUCCAGGCGGCGAUCUGCCUCGCGCUCUACGCGGCCUUCAGUCUCGGUGAUCCGCAGCUCCAGCCGCGAGGCGGAGGAGGAGCGGCCGCGCUCGGCCGCGGCGGGCGCGGCGGCGUCUCCUUCCUCAGCGUCGCGGGCGGCACGCGGGAGCCCGCCAAGCAGGCGCGCCUCCUGAGGCAGAUGGAGCACAUAGCAAAGGCCUAUGAAGUCAAGUUAGUGUUGGAUGUUGCUCAAUUUGGUGACGACACACUUUGGCAAGAUGGUUCCAUGUACUUCCAAACUCUGAAGAUCCCCUGGUAUUCCGCUACAUCACAUGGGCAGAUAGUUGAUAAUUUCUUGAAGAAAGUGAAGAUGCCAUACGAUCAAGUUCUGGAAAUUAUUGGUGUCGAUACAGGGCCUCUUCAGGAAACUCUACGUGAUGGUAAAAUAAGCAAUUCUAGCAGGGAACAAAUUACAUGGUUGGAGCAAUCUCUAGCACUGACAAGCAGUAACUGGAAAAUAGUUGUUGGGUAUGAUUCAUUAGUUAUUUGCAAUGAGGUGCACGCAGCAGAAACAACAAAGUUCUAUGAGCCUCUUCGGCGUAUUUUUGAAAAAUAUGCAGUGAAUGCAUACCUCAGCACAGGAGGUUUUUGUGGACACUUCCAUCAAGAUAAUUCAAUGUUGUAUAUUCGAAAUCCCAGACCUGGUUACCAAACAAAUUUAGAUGGUUUCCUCUUGCAUACAUUGAGCUCUUUAGGGAUGGAAUCCCUGUUCAUAAACUUAGAAGGCGAGGUUGUUCAAAGAUCUGUAGUCCACCAGCAAGGAAGGGGGUUCAUGUAGUCAACAAUGCUGAAAUGCCGAUUCUGUUUUCAGUAAUGCUACAAUCGUAUUCAAUUCAUUUUCACUUGUUUCUACUGAACUUUGAGUCCUAUCCCCUUGACGAAUUAUAAUUUUGUUUCAUUACAUAUCAAGUGUGCCUAGGUAUGCAAGAUCUAAAAGCAGGACAUAUGCGGGAUCUCGCUUGCAUCCCGAAGUGUACCACUAAUGAAUGUGAAUUACAUACUUAGAUUAUUAAUUACCAAAACACAAGUAUAUGGUUAGUAGAUUUUAUUUGCUCA